CUUACUGUUACUGACACCAACAUCCACGUCGCCUGUCGUACCUUGUACCUAAGAUACCCCUCACGUUUUAUCCAACCGACUUAAUACUUAUGUCAACGGUGAAGAAAGAAAAGGGUCUCUCCGGAUCGGAAGGGGUGGCGAGAGAUUACAAAUAUACCCAAGAGAUAUCACAAAUGAUGUUUGUCUUUGGCGAAGUGCAAGAUCCCAAUCACGAGACUGUCAAUUUAGUCGAAGACAUCGUUCGUAGUCAACUUAUCGAACUUAUCGUUCAAGCCAGAGCACUGGCAAUUCGACGCGGUGCUCGUUAUCUCUCUGCAGAAGACCUGAUAUUUCUUAUCCGACAUGACCGAGGAAAAGUUAACAGGCUUCGGACGUAUCUAUCGUGGAAAGAUGUGAGGAAACAUGCUAAGGAUUCUGGUGGAGAUGGUGGAGGUGGAGUAGAAGAUGCUUUAGAGGAUGGUGAAGAUAAAUUGGAGGCAAAGGCACAAAAGAUUACUAUCAAACUUCCUUGGGAAAUCACUACUAUCUAUUCAGAAGUUUUGAAACAGAGUGGACAUCAAUCGGACGAUGAGGAGGAUGAGGAUGAUAUCGAAGCACACGAAGCCUCUCUACAACGGUUAAAGGAAGCCGACGAUGCUACUCGACAAAUGACACGUGAAGAAUAUCAGCAUUAUUCAGAUUGUCGUCAGGCAUCGUUCACGUACCGUAAAGCUAAACGUUUCCGAGAAUUCCUAAACCUCCCUUCCCACCUCGACCUUCGGGCGAACGAUGACACAGUUGACAUCGUCGGUUUCCUUGCCUUUGAGAUGGUUCGCUCCCUAACGCUCGCAGGAUUAGAAGUGAAAAAAUCAUUAGAAGAGUCAUUCUUGCGGGAAGAUUAUACUUCACCUAUCAUGGGUAAACGAAAAGUGAAUAGCACGCUAGGAGGUUCGGAGAAACGAAGGAGAGAAGAGUCCCCUGAUAGAGAAGAUUAUGCGUUACCUGUUAAUUCGCUGUUUCUCCCUCCACCGGAAGCUAGGACGGCACUGAGGCCGGAACAUAUUCAAGAUGCCUUUUCGAGGAUGCAAGGCGAUUGGGCGCAUAGGAGAUCUGCGGGAAUGCAUAAUUGGAGAGGGGGGUUGGUUCGGACUAGGGUCACGCUUAUCUAGCUAAUUGUCCGGAUGAUUUUGUAUGUGUAGGACUAUACAUGAUAAUGAUACAGAGCCGUUUAUUCACCCUUUUCAUCGUUUCCCGUCAAGUUAGAACAGUAACGAAGCAGCAACUUCUACGUUUCCACCAG
Messenger RNA from Marasmius oreades (fairy-ring Marasmius), 1279 nucleotides. RefSeq lists its product as uncharacterized. Gene Ontology annotation, molecular function: transcription coregulator activity; protein heterodimerization activity. Gene Ontology annotation, cellular component: SAGA complex. Bases 90 to 1148 code for a protein of 352 amino acids. The record is from RefSeq and is a predicted model, not a curated record. The transcript has 7 exons. NCBI's taxonomy places the organism in Eukaryota, Fungi, Basidiomycota, Agaricomycetes, Agaricales, Marasmiaceae. Gene Ontology annotation, biological process: transcription by RNA polymerase II.